Messenger RNA from Podarcis raffonei (Aeolian wall lizard), 5797 nucleotides. RefSeq names its product dynein axonemal assembly factor 2 (gene DNAAF2). Gene Ontology annotation, cellular component: cytoplasm. The record is from RefSeq and is a predicted model, not a curated record. The coding region runs from base 251 to 3118 and encodes 955 amino acids. The transcript has 3 exons. NCBI's taxonomy places the organism in Eukaryota, Metazoa, Chordata, Lepidosauria, Squamata, Lacertidae. Gene Ontology annotation, biological process: axonemal dynein complex assembly.
CGUUUCUAUAGCAACGACGGCCUCCACUAUCCCCGCCGCCAUUUUGCCGGUUAUUUCUAUAGCAACGGCGGCCUCCGCCAUUUUGCCGGGGUCGUUCCUAUAGCAACGGCGGCCUCCGCCAUUUUGCCGGCCCCCGUCUCCAUAGCGACGUUCCUCGCCGCCGCCAUCUUGUUAGGGUGGCUUCCAUAGCAACGGCCGCGCUUCGCCGCCGUCCUCCUCCUCCUUCCCCGGCGGCUUUCCCAGGGCCGGCAUGGCGGUCCGCUCGAGCCUGGAAGCCCUGGACCUGACGGGGGACGAGGUGGAGCGGCUGAGCCAGGCCUUCCAGGACGAGGGCUUCCGCAAGCUGUUCGCCGACUACGCGGCCGAGCUGAGCGACCCGGCGCAGCGGGCCGUGUACGAGGCGGAGGUGUCGGCCCUGGAGCGGCAGCGGGGCGUCGAGGCGCGCUUCCUGCACCCGCAGCCCGGCUGGGUGCUGCGGACCAGCCAGGCCGGCUCCCGCCGCUGCUACGUCAACGUCUGCGGCAACGCGCUGGUGGCCAGGCCCGAGGCCAGGCCGGAGCCCGGGGGCAGCCGCUGGACGCUGCCGCACUGCCUGGCGCCGGCCCGGGAGGAGCUGGGCAGCCGGCGCCGGCCCGGGGAGCCUCGAGGCCCGCCGCGCCUGGUCUACGACGUGCUCUUCCACCCGGACGCGCUCCGCCUGGCCGCCCGCUCGGCCCGCUUCCGCCGCCUGGUGAGCGACACGGCCCUGGAGGCGCUGGAGAGCCACUUCUCGCCCGGCCUGGACCGCGCCAACGCCGUGCCGCUAAGGGGCAUCAAGUACAAGGGAGUCCCGCAGGCCACGCUGCUCCGGACGCCGCUGCCCGGGGGCGCCCCGGAGGGAACCGGGGAGGAAGAGAGCCCCUCGCCGCUGCCGCCCUUCCCCACGCCCUACGCCUACCCGCCUCGCCCGGCCGAGCCCCCGAGGCCGGCCCCCGAUCCGGCCCCGGCGGCCACCACGCCGCGCUGGAGCCUCCGGCAGCGCUCGUACGUGGACCUGCAGGACUACCGCUGCUGCCGCGACUCGGCGCCCAGCCCGGUGCCCCGCGAGCUGGUGGUGACGGUGGAGCUGCCCUGCCUCGGCUCGGCCGCCCAGGCGGAGCUGGAGGUCCGCGGGCGGGAGCUGCGGCUGGAGUCGCGGCGCCCCGCCGCCUACAGCCUGCGCCUGCCGCUGCCCUACGCCGUGGACGAGGCCGCCGGCAAGGCCACCUUCAACAAGGCCAAGAGGCAGCUGGUGAUCGUGCUGCCCGUCCUGCCGCCGGCCGGGAUCGAGCAGGGGAGCCCCGGCUGCGGCGAGCAAGGCCGGCCGGAGGAGGAGGAAGAAGGAAGGGAGGAAGAGGAGGAGCCGCCGCCGCCGCUUUCGGAAACCGGAGGCUCGGCUGAACCGCAGCCGGGCUGCGCCCCGAUCCAAGCCGCGGAGCAAACGCCCCUUGCCGCCCACGUGGAGGCGAGGCCGGGGUGCGCCGCGGAAAGCGCUCCGGCCACUCCCGAGCCCGGCCUCUCCACGUGUCCGGGUCAUAACGAUUCCGACGAUCCUCGGAGCCCCGGGGCCAGCAGCCCGGAGGAUCCCGCGGAAAGCGACCCGGCGGCUGACACGCGUCCGACCGUCUCGACGUGCGCCGGCACUGGUCGCCCCGCGGGUUUGCCUGCCGCGGCGCGUGAAGAUCCGUGCGUGGACAGCACCGUGGAGCUACGCGGCCCUGUUGCGGGAGUAAGUCAGGGGCAUCUCUGCGCCGACAUGGAUCUGAACGAAAGCACCCGUGUCACCAGCGACGCGGUGCCCUCCUCGUGCCCCGGUGGCAUCGUGGCUCCUCCACGUGUGUCCCGCUGUGACGGCCGGGAUCAUUCCGUGGCAACCCUGUCGGGUCCGGACUGCUCUACUGUAGAUGAGGCUCCGAUGCCCUCGACAAGAAGCGAGCUUUCUGCGCCACCAGGGCGCCCCAGUACCACUAGCACCGUGCAGAUUUCUGCACCCGCCUCUCUGGGUCCUGCAAACAUAACCUCUGGUUCUCCUCUGCCGCCCACGGAGGGCCCCGCCGUUGAUCCAGAUUCUGCCAAAAGCCCUGCUAGCUGCCUUGACUCUCCAGUGCCCCCUGCAAGCACAGCCGCCCGGUGUCCCCCUUUCCAAUGCACUCAGGACGAAAACUCUCUGAGGCUGAUCUUGCAGGUGCCAGACAUUGUUCCCCAGAGCCUCAGGGGGGAAGUAGGAACAAAUUGCUACAGAGUUAGUUUUGCCAGCAAAGACUUUGCUUCUUAUACAUUCCUCUUGCAGUUUCCUCCAGAAAAUAGACUGCGUCCCCCUGAGUUUGGACUUGAUGUGUCCCCCGAUAAUGCUGUUAUUUCGCUCACCAAGUCUCUUGAGACCACUGGACUUUGGAGAAAGAUGUAUUUUGGCCCAAAUGGUGAUUCCUUGCAGGAAAGGUGGUUUGUCACUGAAGACAAUGUGGAUGAGUUUCUGGACAGUCUUUCGAGGAUGUCCCGUUCCAGCCCGUCUGAGAUGGAACAUCAGCCAUUAAUUGAAGUGUUGGAUGUCUCGGAGGGCAAAAGUCAGAUCAGAUUAAAGCCGCUGGAGCAGAACGGCUUUGAGCUUGGUAAAAUGCAAGAAGGAGCUGCUCCCAAGGGAGAAGAUGGUGAACAAGAAAAUGGCAGUGAACUCUCAACAGAUGCAGAAAGCUGCCCCACACAAACAGCUCCGCUCACAUCCAUGGAAACAAUGGGCCAAGUUGGCGGGGGACCAGGCCAUUGUUUGGAGCUUGACCCCAGCAACCCCAGCUUGGCAAGCCCUGGGAAACAGCAGAUAAGGGAGUGUCGUGAGUCAGAACGUGCUUUUGCAAGGGAGGAGGAAAGAGCCACGUCCACACCGCAAGCCCAGUUUGACUGGGAGGAGGCUGGCCAGACCAGAGGGGGGGAGGGUGUGCAUUCAGAGUCAGCACAGAACAGCCAGGGCCAGGACAGGAGCAGGCCGGCUCCUCCUGUGCUAAAGGAAACAGACAUGCGGGAUGGAAGUGUGCAGUACAUUACCAGCCACACAACGCACUGCGCAGUCGCCUUUCAGAAUGCUUUGUUGUAUCAACUGGAUUAAUGUGCUGAGCUCCCAGCCGGGCUCUGCAGCGAGAAAAACCUCAAGUUUUACAUUUUGCAUUUCCUCCAAAGAGCACAGGAAAGGGACGGUGCAGAACCCCAACCACAAGUCUUGCGGAAACAAAGCACCGGUCCCAUCUGCUCAAAAACAUUCACUUCCAUUUGGGAGAUUUGAAAGGAAUGGACUCCAGGAAGGGGUUACCAACACAGUGCUCUCCAGAUCAACUUCCAUCAGUCCCAGCCAAAGGUCAGGAAUGAGGGAAGUGGCCGUGCAGCAACAUCUGGAGAGCAGUGCCUUGGCAGCCCUGGGUUUAGACGAGCACUCAGCAAGUUGCUGAAUUUCAGAAAGAAACUGGCAGUUCAUUAAAGUCAAAAUCCUGUUGCUGCGAGUAAGGGGAACAUACAGGUCAUGGUCAGGCUACAUCUAGGUUUGUUAAACUGAAAUAGGAACAUGCCUUUUGCCUGUGCACACAACCAGGAUUAAACCAGGAAGUCUCUAAUCAAAUUCCCAUUUUGAACUGGGAGAAUAUAGUUACUAGCUUUGGAAUGAGGAUCUUAAACCAGACUUUGAAGUUUCGUUUAGGAUGCUGGCUUGUUCUGAAGCCGGUGACUGAAAGAGGGAGACUUCUUGGUUGUGACGUCUUGCGCCACGGAAGGGCAAAGCGAAGAGGCUGUGUGGGCAGAAGGCUAAUUCAUCUCUCGGCUGAGCCAACUGAGCCAUGCUCUUGCGCAAGGCCUCGUCACAACUUCAGGGUUUCAUAAUGCCUUUAUUCCAACUUCCCUUUCCUCCAUCAUUCUCAUUUCUUCUCCGCUGAUGGGGAAACAACAGCCCACUAUUUGAAGUAUCCUCCCGUCUCAGAAGCCUCACAUUUCACAACGACUUGUGCUGCCACAAUUACUUUCAGGGGUGAAUUUGUAUGGUUUGCCUUUGGGGCAUCCCUUUCACACUCCGCAAGCACCCUUCAAACAGGUAGAUAAAAAUGCAACAGCACCAGCUGGGCAAAAACCAGCUUGCUUGCUUUCAUGGUGGAUGCUAAAACCAGUAUAAAUACCCUGAGUUGCUCUCUGUUCGUCAAAACCCAUGCAAGUCUCCUGAACGUCAAGUGUUGCGACUGUCUUGGGAAAUCCCCUGGGUGCUUGCAUGAAAACUGUUUUGGGGGAACUCAAAACCUUUCUGAAAUGUAUGCAGCACAAUCUAUUUUGGAUCAGGGUGUCAUAGCCAGAUUGUAAACUGCAUUCACAGGAAGAUAAUCCUAUUCAUUUUAAUGGAAUUGAUUUCAAAGUAAGCAUCACUUCUAGGGACAGGGCUGUACCCAACCGUUGCAGUUCCACUGCCAUUGGGACAGAGAAUAGCACACCCCACAAUCAGCGACUGUACAUAGAUCUAUUCCCAGCUCUACGUUUUACAGCAGAAAUGUGUUUCGGGUUUUCUGUUGGCCAAACUAGUUUUCACAGUUCAAAGACUAUUUUAGAAAUUCUGCUUAAUUUGUCUACCAUAGCUAGGCUGGAUGCUUUUGAAACUGCCUGCAUUUUACAGGAAGAGAUUUUGUGCCAACUGUUUUAACAAAAGUCAUCAAUACCCUGGAUGUGGCAGGUACCUACCAUGAAGCUAAAAUUCAGCACAUUUUAAAUGGAAGAAUUGUUCCCCAGUGAUCUGCAUUGGGGCUCAACAGUGCUCAGUUGGAGCAGGAUUGUAACCCUCUUCUCAGUCCCACAGAUUUCACCAGAACCCACUCUCAAUUAAGACCUGCUUGAAAACCCAUCAGCACUCUUCAAGCCAUUAAAUUAGAAGUUCUGUCUACAUUAAUUAGCAUGUUCAAAAUUGAAAUGGAGCAGGGAAGACUAACCUAAUGAAGUCUUUCCUCUCUUGUAACCUGAAGAAACACAUUUGCAUCCCAGAAAGUCAAGUUCUGGAAAACACUCAGCAGUUAAUUAUGUUAGACAGAAUUCAGUAGUUUCCACUAAUUGGAUUGUCCUGUAAAAUCUAGGAACACACUAAAAUUCACCAAUAAAGCGUUUUGCUGCAGGUCUAAGGGAUGCCUUGGAGAUGACUUUGCCAUCUUGUGUUUUCUGCUGCUGCCUGUAUUACUGCACCACAAUACACAAAUGGGCCUUUGUUACAUUUUGGGCAUAUAAAUGGAUUUCAUCUUUGGUGCCUUUUUCCAGAGGCAAGGAAGGGCACAAUCCACUGGGAAGUUCUUUUGCACAAGGCCCAUUUACUUUAUGAAGAACUUGUGCAGGAGAAUUUUCUGAUGGGAUUGCGCUGUAACAUUCAUUCAAUACAUAGUUAAAUUAGAUCUGUGCUCUUUCAUCAAGAAGGGCUUUUGAAGGUUACUGAGCCUCUUAACACAGAUGUAGACUAGGCUCUCAAUUAGUAUAUAUCUUCUCCAUAUGCUGUUACUUUACAUUGCUUGGGGCUUUUAGCUCUUAGAUGCUCUCCUGCAUUUCUUCAGCCCUAUUUUUAAUUAUUUAUUAAGCUGGGCUGCCUACGCAGGAACCUGAAUUGUUUCUGUAACAGGAGGUAAAUGGUUGUCAUUGUUUUCAGUUCAGUUCUUCAAAUGUUAUGUUGUUCAUUUACUUUACUUUGUAUCAUUGCACUGUGUCGUCAUUACCAUUGUUGAAACUGUUCUUUUAAUUUGGCGCUAUAAAAAUUAAAAGGGAUUGUCUCGGAUCACUGAAA